Messenger RNA from Lolium perenne, 1970 nucleotides. RefSeq lists its product as uncharacterized. Gene Ontology annotation, cellular component: outer membrane. The record is from RefSeq and is a predicted model, not a curated record. Lineage: Eukaryota; Viridiplantae; Streptophyta; Magnoliopsida; Poales; Poaceae.
AAGGCUCUGUCUCCCCCCUUCCCCCUUCCCUCUUCCCUCUCCCCAAACCCCAACCAUGGCCGACGCUUCCGACCCCGCCGCCGACCAAAACCCUAAGGACGCCGGACCCCGCGUGCCGGAGCCCCGGGCCGGAUCCAAUGGCGAGACCCCCGAGGAGGAGUACGAGUACGAGGAGGUGGACGAGGACGAGCUGGACGGGCCGGCGGCCGCCGCCGUCGAGCGGGAGAAGGUGCAGUCCGUGCUCCGCAGGCUCUCCUCGGACCCCGUGGCGAUCCGCGUCCACGACGUCAUCAUCAGGGGCAACGCCAAGACCAAGGAGCAGCUCAUCGAGGCGGAGGCCGCCGACAUCCUCCGCGCCGCCACCACCGUGCAGGACCUGCUGGAGGCCGCGGGCCAAGCCAGCGCGCGGCUCCGCGGGCUCGACGUCUUCGACGCCGUCAACAUCACGCUCGACGCCGGCCCGCCCGAGCUGCCCGGCACCACCAACGUCGUCAUCGAGGUCGUCGAGGCCGCCAGCCCCGUGACCGGCAACGCCGGCGUCUACUCCAAGCCCGAGGCAAGAUCUUGGUCACUAGAAGGGGCUCUUAAGUUGAAGAAUUUGGCUGGCUAUGCCGACAUCUGGGAUGCUUCAGUUGCGUACGGUUGGGACCAAACAUCAGAGGUUGGUGUUGGAGUCUCGGUACCAAGAUUCAAGUCAAUACCAACGCCCUUGAUGGCUCGGGCAUCAUUGAUGUCUCAAGAUUGGCUGAAGUUCUCAUCUUACAAGGAGCGCGCACUUGGUCUUUCACUUGGUUUGGUCUCAACCAGGAACCACGAUCUGUCUUAUAACCUUGCAUGGCGUACCUUAACUGAUCCAUCACAAAGCGCGUCACAGUCCAUAAGAAGACAGUUAGGGCACAACCUUCUAUCUGCGUUGAAAUAUACAUACAAGAUUGAUCAUAGGGAUUCACAUCUCAGGCCAACGAGAGGAUAUGCAUUUCACUCAGCCUCUCAAGUUGGUGGUCUUUGGGAUAACAAGGGACUGAAAUUUUUUCGCCAGGAGUUUGAUGUCCGUGCUGCUGUGCCUUUUGGAUUCUACAAUGCUGCUCUCAAUUUUGGUCUAGGAGCGGGUGUCAUUUUGCCACUAGGAAGAGGAUUUUUGGAUUCUGCUACACCUGUGACUGAUAGAUUUAACCUCGGAGGCCAUUCUUCUCCAGUUUGCAGCCUGGGUGGAAUAUCAUCUUUGCUGGGUUUCAGAACUAGAGGAGUUGGCCCAACAGAACCACGUAGGCUUGUCCCUGGCGAGUCGGAUUCUGCUGCUGCUCCAGGGAGGGAUUACUUGGGUGGCGAUCUUGCUGUUUCUGCCUUUGCUGACCUCUCUUUUGACCUGCCUCUGAAGGUAUUCAGAGAUGCUGGCAUCCAUGGCCAUGCGUUUGUCACUGCUGGCAACAUUGCGAAACUGUCGGAGGGUAAUUAUAAGAACUUCUCCCUCGAUGAAUUCCGGCGUUCUUUUAGGAGCACUGCUGGCGUUGGCAUUAUUCUGCCAACUAAACUCUUCAGAGUUGAGGUGAACUACUGCUACAUUCUGAAGCAAUCUGAGCACGAUAGUGGGAAGACUGGAAUUCAGUUCAGCUUCUCCUCGCCCCACUAGAUAUUUGCUACGAAGCGCCCCUGCGGCCCAAGUAGCAUCCCUUUUGCCGUCGUCGUCCGCUUUGCCUCCCCCAUCCCUCUUGGUUAUUUUCUGUCUCAAGUAACUGCUCAGCAAGUGUAUCCGCGUGAAGCUGCGACUCUUUUUUGGGCAUGAGGAGCCUAGAGUAGUACUGUUGGGCGUUUUUGCGCAUCUCCUGGAAGAGUUCCCCUUCCCUUCUUCGCACUAAUGAUGUGUCACGGACAAGCCUGUGUAACUGAAACACCCAUGCUGCAAUGGUGAAUAAAACUUUGUGUGGACAAGACAACUUCUUUUUUAGAACAAAGUACUGAAACUUGUUUAA